AAUGAAUGCUCGCCGUGGUCAUCCACAAUUUCUUAAAGCUGAGUGAUAAUACGAAUCAUCAGGCAAGUCUUCGCUUCGUCUCUUUACUAUUUUCCCCCUUUUACAUUGUUCAAUCAUUUUAGGUAUUUCUGUGUCUAAAUAAGAACUACUUGUAUAUCCCCUGGAGAAAUGCAAUGAUUCUCCAUCAAUUAAGAAGAACCCUAAUUUCUUUACCACUUAAACAUGAACUUUCAAAUCUUACCAUUCCAUCUUCUAUACCCUUUUUCUCUUUAUUCUCUACUUUUGUGAAUUCAACUGGAAAUUCCAUUUCUGAAGUCUCAAAAUACUUGAUUACCCAACAUGAUUUUUCCAAAGAAACAGCUUUAAAGAGCUCAAUUUUCAUCACCCAGAAGAAGUAUGAAACUCCCAAAUAUGUGAUUAGUUUUUUCAAAAAUCUUGGUGUAUCAAAUACCCAGUUAGAGGCAAUAGUCUUAUGUGAUCCUCAAAUUCUUUCUCUUGAUGUUAAAAACUCAUUUAUGGAAAAAAUUGAUAGAAUAAAAGAUUUGGGUUUUUCUAAUGAUGAUUUGGUGAAUUUGUUGUCUUGUGUUCCUGGUGUUCUGACCUUACCUAGAUCAGUUGAUGCUGUUGCAGAUAGCUUUUCUGUGUUGUUAAAUGUUGUGGGUGUUUCCAAUUCAGAUGUUAUUAGGGUUUUAAAGAACUGCAAUUGGUAUUUAGGCAAUGAUUUGAACAAAAGUUUGGUUCCUAACAUUAAGUUUUUGGAAAAUUGUGGUAUUAGCCAAUUGCAAAUUAGGCAAACUCUUUUUAAUUUUCCUAGAUUUUACUUACAAAAACCAGAGAGUAUAAGAGAAUGUGCGAGGCGGGUUGACGAAAUGGGAUUGUCGAGGCAUUCGAAAAUCUAUAUUCAUGGUGUUCGAGUAAUGAAUUCGAUGAGUUUAGAAAAAUGGGAAUCGAAAGUGAAGCUGUUUAGGGACAUGGGUUAUAGUGAAGAUGAUAUAGUGAAUGUUUUUAGAAAGGUACCUCAGGUGUUUGCGUUAUCAGAGAAGAAAAUAUUGCUAGGCUCCGAAGUUUUGCUUAGUUCAGGAAGUGUUGAUUUAACAUUUUUGAUUCAGCGUUCGGAAUUGCUAAUUUAUAGCGCUGGGUCUAGGAUUAAGCCUCGUUUGGACAUCAUCAAGGUUCUUAUGUCAAAAAAUUUACUCCAAAAGGAACCUAGUACGUGUACAGUGUACAAAAUGUCUGAUAAAGCUUUUAUACAUAGAUAUGUGCUUCCUUAUGCGGACGAAAUUGGCGAGGUUGGUGCAAAAUACAUUGCUAGAAGAAGUUUAAGUACUCCUUAGAGAUCAAAGGUUCUUAUGUCGUUGAUGAAUGGAGAUCAAAGGUUCUAUGAUCAAGACUUUGUUUCGAGAAGGAGCUGACAGUUGCACAUCUUCAAGCUCUGGCAGACUGAAUGAUAAUAAUAGUUGAAGGAAGAAAGCUGAAUACUGAUUAGCUAAUUUAUCUUGCAGGCCAUCACCCAUAAAACACUAUAAUAUAAUGUAGAUUGUUGAUUAUCUAAUUUAUUUUUGGGCCUAUUUAUUGUCACUUAAACGAAGAACGCUCUUGUAUGUAGGCACUCUUAGGGAUGCAGGCGGGGCGGUCUAAUAGGAGACCCGCCCCAUCCCCGCCCCAUCGGGGAGAGGAUGGGUCCCGGUUUGAUGGGUCAUGGGGCGGGUACGGAUAUAAAAUUCAUACCACCGCGGGGAUGGGUUUUAGGUGAUACCCGCCCCGCCCCGCCUCAAGAUACCCGUCUCAAAAUAUGUAUAAAUUUUGGGAAACUGGGUACCCGGUAUCUGGUUUAUAUUUUUUUUUAAAAACUAAUUAUUUUCAAGUACUAGAUUGAUUUACUUUGGAUGAUUUUGAGUUGAUGUUGAAAUACUUUUGUUUUAGACAUGUAUAUUUGUUUGAGACUUUGGUUAUGCGUUUGUUUGAGACAAGGAUUGAAUAUAAAUAUGUGGCACAGAUGGGUUUAAGCGGGGAUUUGACGGGUGGUGGGCCGGGAAAAAUGGGUAUUACACGGGGAUGGAUACCCAGAUGGGUGGUGGGGCGAGGAUGGUUUUAGAUACAAACCCAUCGGGACGGGGAAAAAAAUUAUACCUGCCGCGGGGAUGGGGAUGGGGAUGGUAAUUCCAAUACCCUCCCCGCCCCGCCUCGUUUGCAUCCCUAGGCACUCUAGCUUACUCCUGAAUCAAAAAAAUUAUAGUAUAUGUCAACUAAGUGUUUAAUCAUAAGAUAAUUAUGUAAUUUAUGUUUAAUCAAGAGUCAUUACAAAUGGAAUAUUGGGUUGAUAAUGAUGAUGUUUAAUCAC
Molecule: messenger RNA, 2341 nt
Organism: Amaranthus tricolor (Joseph's coat)
Lineage: Eukaryota; Viridiplantae; Streptophyta; Magnoliopsida; Caryophyllales; Amaranthaceae
Exons: 2
Coding region: 174-1334 (386 amino acids)
Biological process (GO): chloroplast organization; regulation of DNA-templated transcription
Cellular component (GO): chloroplast
Molecular function (GO): double-stranded DNA binding
Source: RefSeq, a predicted model, not a curated record